Molecule: messenger RNA, 1545 nt
Organism: Pochonia chlamydosporia 170
Lineage: Eukaryota; Fungi; Ascomycota; Sordariomycetes; Hypocreales; Clavicipitaceae
Product: DNA primase small subunit
Exons: 4
Coding region: 1-1545 (514 amino acids)
Biological process (GO): DNA replication, synthesis of primer
Cellular component (GO): alpha DNA polymerase:primase complex
Source: RefSeq, a predicted model, not a curated record
AUGCCACACUCAAUUGCCGAGGCCAAGUCGUCUCAAGGCGCCAUCAAAGACGAACCCAUGGACGAACCCAAUCUACCCAGCAGCAUUGGACAAGCAGCCGGUGAUGACGAUGUUGAUAUGGACGAUGACACAAAGAGCGCUCCUCCUGCUAAAAGGACGGUCGGGUUGACUGAUUUGUUUGCCGCCGACGAUUCGGAUGACGAAGAGUUUCCUAGUUCUGCUCCCGUCAAAGAGCAACCCUCUAGCCCGCCUGCAAGAAUACCAUCGCCGACCGACAUUGCCGCGUUAAAGGCAUCCGAUCCCGAAGUCAUGCGAAGUUUCUACCAACGUUUGUUCCCCUGGCGCCAGCUAUUCCAAUGGCUGAACCACAGCCCGACUCCAACCAACGAUUUCGGAAAUCGAGAAUUCGCCUUUACUCUCCAGAACGACGCAUACCUGCGAUACCAGUCGUUUGCGACUGCAGAUCUCCUUCGCAAAGAUGUCCUACGUCUAAUGCCAUCGCGUUUUGAAAUCGGCCCUGUUUACUCUACGAAUCCACGAGAUCGCAAGAUGCUCCGCAACACAUCAGCUUUCAGGCCCCUUGCCAAGGAACUCUGCUUUGAUAUCGAUUUGACGGACUAUGACGAUAUCCGAACCUGCUGUGACAAGGCCAACAUUUGCAACAAGUGCUGGAAAUUUAUGACUAUGGCCAUCAAGGUUAUUGACGUUGCGCUGCGUGAGGAUUUUGGCUUCAAGCAUAUCAUGUGGGUGUACUCAGGUCGUCGUGGUGCCCACGCCUGGGUGUGCGACAAGAAAGUUCGUAGCUUGGACGAUCAGAAGAGGAAAGCUAUCGCCGGCUACCUUGAGGUCGUCAAGGGAGGCUCACAGAGUGGUAAAAGAGUCAAUAUCUGGAGACCAUUGCACCCUCAUCUGGCUCGAAGCCUUGAUAUUCUCAAAACUCACUUCCAAGACGAUGUUCUAGAACUACAAGAUCCUUGGGGUACGGAAGAACGAUAUGAGGGACUAUUGAAACUGCUACCCGAUCGAAACCUCAACGAGUCCCUCCGACGCAAAUGGGAUGCUGCUCCCGGACGAGCCUCAACCUCUAAAUGGGCUGAUAUUGAUGCCGUGGCCAAGACUGGCGCCAGCAAGAACCUUGAUGCGCGAGCGCUCCUUGAAGCAAAGCAAGACAUUGUUCUCGAAUACACCUACCCACGGCUUGAUAUCGAAGUCAGCAAGAAAUUAAACCAUUUACUCAAAAGUCCCUUCGUGGUACAUCCUGGCACAGGACGCGUGUGCGUGCCAAUUGAUACCAGAGAGCUGGAGGACUUUGACCCUUUGGCUGUUCCUACAGUGCAAGAACUUCUCGGCGAGAUUGAUUCAUGGAAAGACGAUGAUGAUAGUGCUGCAAGUCAAGGUGACAAGGGCAAGGGGAUUUCGGAUUGGGAAAAGACGAGCUUAAAGCCGUAUGUCGAGUAUUUCCGGUCGUUUGUCAAUGGAAUCAUGAAGGACGAAGGCGCUGCACGAGUCAAGAGAGAGAGGGAUGAGGACGCAAUGGAAUUUUAA